AUGGAAAUCAUUGUUUCUUAUCCUUCUCAAGCUACUAGAUUUGAUCAUUUAAAUGAUUGCAUCAAAAUAGGUCGAACAUUCAUCUUGUCUGGGUUAAUAAAAAUCGAAUCUAAUGCAAAAACAUUAGAAGCCACAGAUAUAGAUUAUUUAACGUCUUUCAAUACAAGUUAUAAUUUAACUGGAAAUUCCUUACCAACUGCUUCAAACACUCACUUGGAUAUCAGUAUAAUCGCAGACGAAUUCAGAUCUACAAAUUCUGAAUCUCCAAAAAAGCAUAAAAAAUUGAUACCUAAUCCUGUCAGCUACAACACAAAUACAAGAACCAACAUCCAUCAUUACUGA
Messenger RNA from Racocetra fulgida, 342 nucleotides. Lineage: Eukaryota; Fungi; Glomeromycota; Glomeromycetes; Diversisporales; Gigasporaceae. The record is from the annotation of a GenBank genome assembly.